Mesorhabditis spiculigera is the source of this 981-nucleotide messenger RNA. Lineage: Eukaryota; Metazoa; Nematoda; Chromadorea; Rhabditida; Rhabditidae. The record is from the annotation of a GenBank genome assembly.
AUGGACCCGCGGUUGCAAUAUUUAGCAUUGCACCUCUACAAUCCACUGCAGCCACUAUUCUUCCGCCCAAUCAGCAAUGUGGCCGCAACCGCGGGUCUCAGACCGGAAAAACCGAAACCGAAGCCGAACUCGAGCAAAUUCCUGGUGGAUCAGCUCCUUUCUUCAUUGAAUUCCGAACGGGAAACACAGCAUCGAGGCUGUGAAAAUGUGAAAGCCGAGAAGGUGGAUGUCGAACCAAUAGAGCCCAAAGAGGGGCUCAAACUGGAGAUGCCAAUCAUGCCAUCAUCAACAUUACCAGCUGUACUACCCUCACCUUCAAGGUUGCCGUCAGCACAAAGAGCCCCGAUCCCUUCUCUAAUGCCCACGGUACUACCAACUGUUGCCAGCCUGGAAUUUGUCAACGGUGGAUAUGGCAUGAAAAACCCGCUAGCCAGAACAUCCCAAAAUGGUGUCGAGGUCUUCGAAUCACGCCCUGGCGAAUUUACAUGCGGCACUUGUGGAAAGAAAUUCUCGAUGCAGCGUCUACUCAAUCGGCAUCUCAAGUGCCACUCAGAGCUGAAGAGAUACCUCUGCACCUUUUGUGGAAAGGGAUUCAACGACACCUUCGAUUUGAAGCGCCACACCCGCACGCAUACAGGUGUCCGCCCCUACAAAUGUGAGUGCUGCGACAAAUCAUUCACCCAACGCUGCUCUCUCGAAUCUCAUCUAAGAAAGGUGCACGGAGUCGAACACCGCUACGGAUACAAGGAACGCAGAAGCAAGGUAUUCGUUUGUGAGGAUUGCGGCUACACGGCUGAACUGUUUGAUUCAUACGUUCAACACCUCACCUCCACGCAUCCCUUCUCCGCGGCUCUCAUCAAGAUUCAGCCACAUGCCCGUAAACCAACGCCAACUUCUCGAUUCUCGCUACUUGGUCUUCCCGUAAAAUCAGAAUCUCCGGUGUCUUCAGAGAUGGAAAACCCAUUUCUCAACGUCGAAAUC